UACCAUGUUCCCAUUGCAGAAAUGCUUUAUAUGUUCCCAAAAAUUGGAACAAAAGUUCAUGAUAAGUAUUCAACAAGAUUAAAUAAUGAAACUAGCAACCGUGUAGGGUCUAUUUUAAAAAAUUAGUGAUUGAUUUCCGCUUUGGUGAGUCCAAUCUGAAAGGGACAGUAACUGAAUGUAGUUGUUUGUUUAGUAAUCUACCAUGUUGCCAACUUUUAUUUGUGAUUUUUUUAAUUGCCCGAGUAUGUUCCCAUGUUUUCUUGGUGUUACAUCACCAGUCUCUGCACUUGACUCGUGCUUAUUUCUAUUCUAAAGACUUAAGAGUGAGUUUUUAUUUUUAAGGUUUUUUUCACAGCCGGGGUUUUGGUUCAAUUUUUUAUAUUUCAUGGCCUUGGAGGACACAAUUUUCAUCCUCAAUUAGCAUUAAAGUUCUUCUGCGUACCAGUUGGGGAGUUAUUAGAUAAUAUCCUAUUAAGAGCUCUUUGAAUUUAUUUGCUGCAGCAUAAAAAUUCCCACUUGCCCUGUUUAAUAUUUCCAUGUCAAUUAUUUGAGAUGAAAAUACUAUAAAUCCCUAUAGUAUGAAUAACUAAUUAAUAUCAAUGAGCAUAAAAGAAGCAUCCAUUUUAUUGUUGUGGAAAGCGUUGCAUACAUAUGCUUCUUCAUUCCUAUAUUUCGAGGAUUUUGCAAUUCAACAAAUUAGCACGAGUAACUACCUAUUUCCUUAAUUGUUUUGUUUAUGACCCUCUUCAACCUUGAUCACAUUUUCCCCUACUUGAAAGAAUAAUAUUGUCUGGAGAAUGCUGAAGAAAUGUCAGAUGUGCAUGGAUCUGACAAUUCAAUACCGCUUUCACCACAGUGGCUUCUUCCGAAGCCAGGGGAGAACAAGCCUGGAAAUGUAACUGGGGAAAACAAUUUCACCCCAUCUCCAGGUUAUGCAAGUCCAACAGAUGUGGUGAAGAAAAAGGAUGUUUUCAGGCCAACUGUGCUCGAUGAUUCUGGCCGUCGUGAUCGCUGGCGUGAUGAGGAAAGAGACACCAAUUCCUCCGUCCGCAAGGAUCGUUGGAGGGAAACUAAUCAUGAUCAACGCCGUGAGAGCAAAUGGAACACGGAAACUAAUCAAGAUCAACGCCGUGAGAGCAAAUGGAACACGGAAACUAAUCAAGAUCAACGCCGUGAGAGCAAAUGGAACACGCGUUGGGGCCCUGAUGACAAGGAAUCGGAUGGUUUGCGUGAAAAGUGGGUGGACCCUAGUAGAGAUGCUGACACACCUCCUGAUAAAGUGUUGCCGCAACUUACUCAUCACGGAAAGGAUGAGAGGGAGGGGGACCACUAUAGGCCAUGGAGAUCUAACGCUCAAAAUCGAGGGAGAGUGGAUCCGCCGCCUCAUCACCAAACCCCAAUGCCAAACAAACAGGGCCCCACGUUUGCCUAUGGUCGGGGACGCGGUGAAAAUGCUGUACCACCCUCUUUACAUGAUCGUGGAAGGUUUGGUCCUAGUGGAAGCUCUUUGAACCGUACUCCAAUCAAUUUUCAACCGUUUGGGACCGUCUUGGAAAAGGGUGAAAUUGGACAAGGAGAAUCUUCCCCUUUGAGAUAUAGCAGGACAAAGUUGCUUGAUCUGUACAGGAUGACUGAUAUCAACUCCUGCCUGAAACUAUUAGAUGGGGUUGUGCCGGUGCCUUCCCUUACACAGGAAGAACCAUCAGAGCCUCUUGCAUUUUGUGCACCUACCCCUGAUGAAUUGGUUACUAUGGAGGGAAUUGAGAAAGGGGAUAUUGUAAGCAGUGGUGCACCUCAGAUUUCUAAGGAAGGGUCCAUUGGUAGAAACUCCAAUGAUUUUGCGAGACGACCCAAGCUUGGUAGUAGAGAAGAUUUGCCUCUCUCUGUUGAUGAUUAUAAAGGUGAAAGUGUUGGCAAUUCCAAAGGUGGUCAUUCAAGCCACACAGAAGGUUUGUCCUAUGAGAAGCAGAUGCACCCUUACAGGCUGGAUGCAAAAGUGGAAACCCAGCAGGAUCAACAAAUGUACUCUGACGAUAAAUUGUAUCCUGGAGAUUUGCGAAAAGAUGGUGGCCGUUACAGGAUGGACGAGGCGGCUAUCAAUAGGGACACAAUUGUGCAGGGAAAUUCUUCUGUACAUCCUGGCACAGCAUGGCAAUCCCCAUCCAUUGGAGAACAGCCAAAUGUGAACUCGCACGAUUGGAGAGAGAUUCCAGCUGAUGUCAGGUCACGAAGUUCUGAAAUGAGCUGGCUGCAGUCACGGAAAGAUCUGAAUACUGAAUGGGGAUUUGGUUUGGCAGAUUUGUCUUACCCCAAGGAUGAAUCCAAAUGGCAGGUUGGUGGGGAUCCAAGUAUUAGAAGGAAGCCAUCUGCAGUCAUGGACAAGGAACAAGAAACCCUUAAACUGUCACAGACUUCUCCAGAGGACCUUCUUCUUUAUUAUAGAGAUCCCCGGGGUGAAGUUCAAGGCCCUUUUACUGGGAGCGAUAUUAUAGGGUGGUUUGAGGCUGGAUAUUUUGGCAUAGAUUUGCAAGUUCGGCUUGCAAAUGCGCCGCCUGACUCGCCAUUUUUGCAACUCGGUGAUGUUAUGCCUCAUUUACGAGCAAAAGCCCGACCUCCACCUGGAUUCAGUGCUCCGAAAGAUAAUGAUCUUGUACCUGGAUCUAGUAGGUCAAACUCCAGCACCUUUGGGAAGAUUCAUGCCAGUUUAAGUGACGUUGAUAUUAUGAAGGCUGAGGAAAGAUAUAAACAAGGCUCAACAACAGAAGCUGAAAAUAGGUUUUUGGAGUCCCUGAUGUCUGGUACUACGAGUAACCUGAGUGCUUCUCCGCUUGAGAAGUUUGCUUUCUCCGAAGGUCUGCAGGGAUAUGGGGGGAAUAAUUCUAGUGGUAUGCCCCCCUUGGGAUUGGGAAGUGAGGACAACCUUUACUUAUUGGCUAAAAGAAUGACGCUUGAACGGCAAAAGUCUCUACCCAGUGCCUAUCCCUUCUGGCCAGGGAGGGAUGCAGCACCAAUGGUUCCUAACGUAGGUAUAGCCCAAGACUCGCUAACCCCACAUCCAACACUUCUGUCUGGAAUUGGUGAUAGUCCUCAAUCUCAGAAUUUGAUGUCCAUCCUUCAAGGGUUACCUCCUGCCUCUGGCUACAAUACCGGAGGUGGUGGUCGGCCAACUUUCCCUGUCCAAGGUGGCUUGGACCCACUUCAGGAAAAGCUUGAGUUGCAUCAACGACAAAAUUUCCCUCCCCAAGCUUCUUUUGGGAUGCAGCAACAGAGGCUCCAACCACAGAGCCAACCAUCUUUAACAGAUUUACUAGCUCAAAACAUAGAGAACUCUUCUGGCGUUUUAAGACCCGAAAAACUGCUCUCUUCUGGUCUUGCUCAAGAUCCCCAAGUGUUAAGUUUGUUGCAACAACAGUACUUAUUGCAGUUGCAUUCCCAGGCACCAGUUCUUCCGUCUCAGCAAAUUUCAGUAUUGGAUAAGUUCUUGUUGCUUAAGCAGCAACAGAAACAGGAAGAGCAGCAGCAAUUGUUGCGGCAACAGCAGCAACAGCAGCAAUUGCUCUCACAGGUUUUGUCAGAUUAUACCUCUCACCAGCGUUUUGGUGAGCAAUCUUAUGGACAGUUUCAGGCUUCUGCAGUGCCGUCACAGGAGUUUUUGCAGAUGGGUUCGCAGAUACCAGUUACAAAGGUGCAAGACGAACACAUUCAUGACUCAGCUAAUCUUGAUCCCACUGUUUCUCGGGAUUUCAGCAGUAACUUUGGCUCCGUAACCACUUCUACGCAUUUGCCACAUCAAAUGUUUGAGAAUACCACCAUUCAACAAAAUUUGGGUGCUGCUCUGCGGGAACGAAUUGAUGAUGUUCAACAAAAUGAUUCUUUACAGUCAGCUACUGUUGUCAAUAGCUUACCCCAAUCUGAGGUGGUUAAUAGAUCUGCGCAGGAGCAGAUGUCACAAAACAAUUUGAGAACGAAUGAACCUAUUUCAGUUACGUCUGAGGCUGCUGUGCAGUAUGUGCCUUUGGAACAUCAAGCAAAAUCUGUUGCAGUAGAAUCUGCGGUGAAUUUUGAGAAUGAAUCUUCAGUUCCUGAGCAAGUAAAUGAUCUGAUUGUUCCACUUACAGGUGCUCUUGAGGAAGCCCAAGUUGAACUAGAUCAACAAAAUGAAGAGAUGUCCGAGAUGAAAGAAGUGAAAAAUGUUGAAGUGCGCGAAGUAAAGAAAGCUUCUGACAAGAAGUCCAAAAAGCAAAGGGCUUCCAAGGGACAAUCCUCUGACCAGGCAAAGGGAGUUUCUAAAGCAACCUCUUUGCAACAAUCAAAGCCAUCUGGAACCGAAGUCUCUAAUCUUGUUGACACAAAGAAUGAAAUGAAUAUUGGCUUGGGAGAAAUACUUAAUGGAACAUCUCUAACAGAAACUACUGAAAGCAAAUCUGAAGUUGGCACGAUUGAAAUAGUGGAUAAUCAACAAGUUAAAGACUUAUUUCCUGUUAGUUUAUUCAAAGAUGGUACUGAAUCUGUGGAUGCAAAGGUUGAUUCCACAUCAAUUGGACAACGAGCCUGGAAGCAUGCUCCCGGUUUCAAGCCGAAGUCACUACUGGAGAUUCAACAAGAGGAACAGAGAAAGGCACAAACAGAAAUGGAAAAUUCAGAGAUCUCUAUGUCUGUUAAUCCUGUUAGUUUCUCCACUCCUUGGGCUGGGGUUGUCGCCAGUUCAGACCACAAAACAGAUGCAAGUAGUGCCAAAAUAAAUUUGGGCAAACCUGAUAGUUAUACAAAUCAAAAGAGCAAGAAAAGCCAAUUACACGAUAUUUUGGCAGAAGAAGUUUCAGCAAAAUCUCAAGAAAGAGAGGUGGAGAUUUCUGACGGUAUUUCCUUUCCGGUUAUGAAUGCUCAGUUGGAUUUGGUGGAUGAUGAUGAUGACUUUAUUGAAGCUAAAGACACUAAAAAGAAUCGCAAGAAGUCUGCGAAAGCUAAAGGGGUCGGAGCUAAGGUUUCGGUGCCGAUUUCCACUCCUGAUGUGUCUGUUGGAUCAAGUGCCAAUGAGAAACGCAAGGGUUCUCGCCAAGUACUUCAACAGGAGAAAGAAGUGUUACCUGUGGUUCCUUCUGGUCCUUCUUUAGGAGAUUUUGUUGUUUGGAGGGGGGAAUCUGCCAACCCUCCCCCUGCCCCUGCUUGGUCGUCUGACUCUGGAAAACUUCCAAAGGCUGCAUCAUUGAGGGACAUUCUAAGAGAACAGGGGAAAAAAGUUUCGUCUGUCCCACAAGCAGCCCCAAUUCCCCCCCAGAAGCCCCAGCCAACUGAGCCCUCCCGUGGAAGUGGUUCUUGGUCACUUUCUGCAUCAUCUCAAACCAAGGCUGCAUCUCCUAUCCAGAUUGUUUCCAAUGCUUCUGCUCAAUCGAAACAUAAAGGAGAUGAUGAUCUCUUCUGGGGUCCUUUGGAUCAACCAAAACAAGAAGCAAAGCAGUCGGAUUUUCCUCAUCUUGCAGGCCAGGGCAGUUGGGGAACCAAAAGCUCCCCCGGGAAAGGGACUUUUGGAGGUUCAGUGAGUCGACAGAAAUCUACAGGUGGCAGACCUGCUGAACAUUCUCUUUCAUCAUCACCUGCCUCUGCUCAAUCGUCGAUGAAGGGGAAAAAGAAUGCCAUGAGUAAGCAUUCAGAGGCCAUGGGCUUCAGGGAUUGGUGCGAGAGUGAGUCUGUCAGGCUUAUUGGGUCAAAAGAUACAAGCUUCCUGGAAUACUGCGUAAAACAAUCCAGAUCGGAGGCUGAGAUGCUUCUGAUAGAGAACCUUGGCGUAUUUGAUCCUGACCACAAGUUCAUUGACAAGUUCCUCAACUACAAGGAUAUGUUGCCAGAAGAUGUCCUUGAAAUCGCCUUCCAAAGUCGGAAUGAUCGUGGGGCCCCUGGAUUUGGCGCCAGAGAUAUGAGUUCUGACAAUGGAGGUGUGAGGGAAUCUGAGCAAGGUAAUAAUAAUCCAGUGGGUCCCGAUGAGUCCAAAGGGGGAGGGAAAAAGAAAGGAAAGAAAGGGAAGAAGGUGAGCUCAGCAGUUCUGGGAUUUAACGUCGUUAGCAACCGGAUCAUGAUGGGGGAAAUCCAGACCAUUGAAGAAUAGGAAGAUUUGAAGGCAGUUUACUUGUAAAUACAUCUAUCUAAUCUAAAGAGCCGACUUUGAAUGGUUUUUUAUGUUGGGAUUUUGUUUCUUUUUUGGUUUUGCAUCAUAGAGCAAUAGCGGCAGGACUAAUUAAAUCAGCCAAGCGAUUUUGUGAAGUAAGAUGUUACUUUACAGCCUUUUUGGGUUAUGGAACUGAGUUCAUUAUAAAUCAAUGUAAACUUUUCCGUUUUCA
Molecule: messenger RNA, 6335 nt
Organism: Rhododendron vialii
Lineage: Eukaryota; Viridiplantae; Streptophyta; Magnoliopsida; Ericales; Ericaceae
Product: protein ESSENTIAL FOR POTEXVIRUS ACCUMULATION 1
Exons: 10
Coding region: 809-6103 (1764 amino acids)
Molecular function (GO): protein binding
Source: RefSeq, a predicted model, not a curated record